Messenger RNA from Arabidopsis arenosa, 1111 nucleotides. The record is from the annotation of a GenBank genome assembly. NCBI's taxonomy places the organism in Eukaryota, Viridiplantae, Streptophyta, Magnoliopsida, Brassicales, Brassicaceae.
GUGCGGAUACGAACGGACGAACCUAGUUUAGUUAACUCGAACAAAACUAAAUCGUGAAGGACAGAGACCGAAAACGUCAUCGUUUCAGAUGAGGAGACACCACCACCGAUGUCAAAUCGGCUCCGAUAGCGAAACCGGAUCCGAAUCCGAUUCCGAUACCGACACGGCGAUGCGAUGCAUCUCUUGUCGGGAAGAGUACGUCCCUCGCAACGCUGGAACCUGCAAAGAGUGCUACGUCGAAGCCGGCGAAACUGAGGAAGAACUCAAACGCGAGAUCGAUGACCUCAAAGCUAAAGUUGCUUUCCUUCGCUUAUCUUCUUCUCUCGAUCAUGGAUCCAGCUCAAGCUCUAGAUCCUUCACUGAUCUUGUUCUCAUCGCUUCUCAAGACUCCGCCGGAUCUCCUCCUAUUCCCGCUCAUAAAUCCGUUCUGGUGAGUCGUUCGCCAGUUUUCAAAGCAAUGCUUGAGAAUGAGAUGGAAGAAAGUCUUAGCGGCACUAUCAAGAUCAGCGACGUGUCUUAUGAUGCGCUUCGGACUUUCGUAUAUUAUCUCUACACAGCUGAAGCAUGUCUUGAUGAGCAAAUGGCAUGUGAUCUUUUGGUCAUGUCAGAGAAAUACCAAGUGAAACAUCUCAAGAGUUAUUGUGAGAGGUUUUUGGUAACCAAACUCAAUCCGGACAACUCUCUCAUGACAUAUGCCUUUGCCCACCAGCACAACGCAAAACAUGUUCUCGAUGCUGCUUUGUCGCAGAUUGUAGAAAAUAUGGAAAAACUUACUAAAAGAGAGGAAUACAUGGAGCUUGUGGAAAAGGAUCCUCGUCUUAUUGUUGAAAUCUAUGAAGCCUAUCUCUCGAAACAGGUUAACACAGCAGCUGGAGGAACUAGCACAAGCAAAACUGGUUGAAAAAAAAAAGCUUAUUGUAGUUCUAAAGUGUACAAGAGGUAAAUUCUUGUUUCCCUUCGUUUCGCUUUUAGGUAUAGUAUGGUUAGGCUCAGCAGAACAUGGUUUUGUGAAGCACUAGAAAUUUGCGUUACUCAAAAUUGUUGCAAACUAGUAGGAAGUUUAUUUUAUUUCUUCUCCCUGACAUUGUUGGGGCAGUGUCUGUGUUUUUUA